AUGGCGCCCACGGCGUCAAACUCAACCGCGACCUCAACCUCCGACCCCGACCCCGACUUCAAACUCUACCACUACGACCCCUCCCUCGGGGCCGCCAUCCUCUUCAUCGCGCUCUUCCUCGCCGCCUCUUGCCUCCACCUCUACCAGCUCAUCCGCACAAGGACAUGGUUCUUCAUCCCCUUUGUGGUGGGCGGCUUCUUCGAAGGCGUCGGCUACAUCGGCCGCGCGAUCGGCGCGCAGGAGACGCCCGACUGGAGCGUCGGCGCGUACGUCAUCCAGUCGGUGCUGAUCCUCGUGGCGGCCGCCCUCUUCGCCGCGAGCAUCUACAUGGAACUGGGCCGGAUAAUCAACCUCACGGACGGGGGCAGCCAUUCGCUGAUCAAUACUAGAUGGUUGACCAAGAUCUUUGUCGCGGGGGAUGUGUUUUCGUUUUUGAUGCAGAGUUCUGGCGGCGGCAUCAUGGCCAGCGGAGGCGAAGGCUCGAUGGAACGAGGCGAGAACAUCAUUAUCGGCGGCUUGGUCCUGCAGAUCAUCUUCUUCACCUUCUUCAUCGUCGUGGCGUCGGUGUUCCACUACCGCAUGUCCAGGAGGCCCUCGCCGCGCGUGCUUUCCGAUUUCACCAUCGCGAGAGCCUGGAAGAAACACCUAUACGUGCUUUACGGGGGAAGUUGGCUCAUCCUGGUCCGUUCGGUGUUUCGACUGGUCGAGUACGCGCAGGGGAAUGACGGGUAUUUGCUCUCACACGAGUGGUUCCUCUAUGUCUUUGACGCGGUGUUGAUGCUUGCUACGAUGCUGUUGUUUGCGUUCGUGCAUCCUAGUGAGCUGAAUGCUCUGUUGAAGGGCGGUAGAGGACGGGCCGUGAGGCGGAUAGUCUCGGUUUACAGCUUGAAGUGA
This is a messenger RNA of Cladophialophora yegresii CBS 114405, 894 nucleotides long. RefSeq lists its product as uncharacterized. The transcript is spliced from 2 exons. Lineage: Eukaryota; Fungi; Ascomycota; Eurotiomycetes; Chaetothyriales; Herpotrichiellaceae. Bases 1 to 894 code for a protein of 297 amino acids. Gene Ontology annotation, cellular component: membrane. The record is from RefSeq and is a predicted model, not a curated record.